AUGACUGAAAGCUCGUUCCUACCCACGGAAGGCUUCGGACAUAUCCAGGAGGCAGCCCUCGUCGCCCACCGCCGUUUUGAUAAGUGCAAGUUCGACCAGCCCCGCGGCAGAUCGCGCAACUCGGCUGUUCCCCGUCACAUUUGGACUUGCGUCGACGACAUUGAUCGCACGCCCGGCAGAUUCGCUGCCUUUUUGAAGGCCGAGGACUAG
Molecule: messenger RNA, 210 nt
Organism: Penicillium arizonense
Lineage: Eukaryota; Fungi; Ascomycota; Eurotiomycetes; Eurotiales; Aspergillaceae
Exons: 2
Coding region: 1-210 (69 amino acids)
Source: RefSeq, a predicted model, not a curated record